Messenger RNA from Jaminaea rosea, 1963 nucleotides. RefSeq names its product DEAD-domain-containing protein. The transcript is spliced from 2 exons. Gene Ontology annotation, cellular component: mitochondrion. Gene Ontology annotation, molecular function: ATP binding; nucleic acid binding. Lineage: Eukaryota; Fungi; Basidiomycota; Exobasidiomycetes; Microstromatales. Bases 53 to 1837 code for a protein of 594 amino acids. The record is from RefSeq and is a predicted model, not a curated record.
CUUCUUCGCUCCCUUCCACAACAACACAAUAAUUGCACGUCCACCGCUCAGAAUGGACAUGCCAACAGCUCCUAGAGGCGGCAAGCGCCCGAGUCAUGGCGGCGGCAGCAACCGUGGUCACAAGUUCUCUCGCGGGGGUCGAGGCAGGGCUAGGGGUGGUGGCGCCAACGGCAAUGGCAUGCACACGGGCGUUCCUCGCCCUCGUCCUACGGAGACGCCAGAGGACAGCGAGGCUUCGCGUCCAGAGACGCCUUCUGCUGGCGGCUCUUCGCACCUCAGCACUACCCGAUUCGACAGCCUCAAAGGCUCCAUCGAUGAUCGUCUCCUUCGGGCCAUCCCUUUCGAGCACAUGAGCGUAGUGCAGGCGGCCACCAUCUCAGACGCACUCCAAGGCUACGAUGUCCUCGCUCAGGCAAAGACGGGAACUGGCAAAACCGUUGCCUUCCUUCUCCCAGUCAUCUCGCGCCUCCUCCAGACUAAGCGCACCUCGGGCCGCAUCUACACGCUCAUCCUCUCGCCCACUCGCGAGCUGGCCAUGCAGAUCGAGAAAGAGGCAAAAAUGCUCCUCGCCCAUAUCCCAGACAUCGGCGUUCAAUUCACUGUUGGAGGGACUAACAUGAGUGCAGAGGCCAAGAGGCUCUUUGGACAGCGCUGCGAUAUCCUCGUCGCCACCCCUGGCCGUCUUCUCGACCACAUCAACAACUCGAACCUUGGGGACAAGCUCUCGGACCUUAAGAUCUUGGUCCUCGACGAGGCCGACCGCAUGCUUGAUAUGGGCUUCCGCAACGAACUCGAGAAGAUCAAGAGCAGGCUGCCUGACCGCAGGCAGAAGCCUCGCCAAUCGCUCCUUUUCUCUGCGACCUAUCCCAAGACUGUCAUGGAGGUCGCCGACGUCAUGCCCAACCACAAGUUCAUCAACACCAUCCCUCCUGAGGAGCAGAACACGCACGAGCACGUCCCUCAAGAGUAUGACGUCGUCGAGCAGCAAGACGUCCUGCCCAGCCUCCUGACGCACAUCCUCCUCGAGCAGCAGCAGAUGCCUGGACAGGCCAAAAUCAUGGCCUUCCUUCCCACAGCUCGCGCUACGCAGCUUGCAUUUGAGGCCAUCACCAAGGUCGACGAGAUCCUCAAGAAGCGCACUCAAGUGUGGGAGAUCCACAGCCGCAAGUCGCAAUCCGCCCGCGCAAAGGCGAGCGAGCAGUUCAGGCAGGCAAGCGACGGAAUUCUCUUCUCAUCGGAUGUAGCCGCUAGAGGUGUAGACUUUCCCAAUGUCAGCCUCGUCAUUCAGGCAGGUCUGCCCAUGAACAGCGAUCAGUACAUUCAUCGCCUGGGCCGUACGGCUCGAGCCGGCGCCGCCGGGCGUGGUGUCUUGCUCCUCUCGACUUUUGAGCAGGUCUUCCUCUCUCAGCCGGCGAUCAAGGCUCUUCGCCUCGCACCCCUCGACGCCGCCAAGCGUGCACGCGUUCAAGCCCUGCAACCGUCGAGCCAGCAGAGCAUCAAUUACGCUCUCACCAAGGUGUCUGACGAGACCAAGGCGCAGACCUAUCAAGCCGCCCUUGGCUACUACAACUCCAGUCUCCGCCUCUUGCGAUGGGACAAGCCAACUCUCGUGGCCACAAUGAACGACUAUGCGUUCAAUGGGCUCGGCUGGAAGGGGCCGGGUACUCCUCCUCUCCUCGCGCAGACUGUGGGCAAGAUGAGCCUCAAGGGCGUCCCUGGGAUCAAUGUUGUUAGGCAGCUGCCCGGAAAGGAGGGUGGUGCCCCUUCUCGUGGUGGUGGAGGUGGCGGCCGCGGUGGCGGUCGUGGGGGCCGUGGAGGUGGACGAGGUGGGAUGUAGACGCGUCUGCGAUUGCAGAAUAACUAGACAAGGGCACUCGCUACACCUACACUUCAUAGACGUUCUUUCUUUCUUGAUAGUGUCGUGCUAUUUCAGAAAUACCCUCAUUUCAGACCACUUCUACUG